Molecule: messenger RNA, 4578 nt
Organism: Gasterosteus aculeatus aculeatus (three-spined stickleback)
Lineage: Eukaryota; Metazoa; Chordata; Actinopteri; Perciformes; Gasterosteidae
Gene: tasp1
Product: taspase, threonine aspartase, 1
Biological process (GO): protein maturation
Cellular component (GO): cytoplasm
Molecular function (GO): threonine-type endopeptidase activity
Source: RefSeq, a predicted model, not a curated record
CGCACUUCCUUAGCAACGUGUAUCUGAACCAGGAAGUAGUUUAAGCUACAGCUAACUAGCUGCUGUUAGCGCAGAGGAGUGAAAGUCCUUGGCAGCAAAGUUUAUCCGUUUUCCCCCCCGUAGUCCGUCCACCCCUGUGUUUUAAACCCGUGUCACAUACAAUCGUGGUAAGCAGGCAGUUUCGUUGCUGGUAGAAAAGGAGCGAAACUCGUGUAUGAGGACAUGGUUUAUCUCACCACGGGCUAAAUGGGCCACGAUAGGCCUGUGAAGUUAUGCAGGGUUUAUGGAAAGUCUAAUGAAUGCUGCUGAAGAGCAGCAGCCCCCCUCCGCCCUGGCCGACCCCUGGUCCUUAAAACCAGAAUCAAGCAAGAAUCAAAAGCCCAAAGGUGUUGGUGGAUUCGUCUUAGUGCAUGCAGGAGCAGGAUACCAUUCUGAAUCUAAGGCCAAGGAAUACAAGCAUGUGUGCAAAAGAGCCUGCCAGCGAGCUGUGGACCGACUCAAAGCCGGGGCACUCGCAGUGGAAGCAGUCGCUGCAGCACUCGUUGAACUGGAAGACUCUCCUUUUACAAACGCCGGCAUGGGCUCCAACCUGAAUUUGUCAGGGGAAAUUGAAUGUGAUGCGAGUAUCAUGGAUGGGAAGUCGCUGCAUUUUGGGGCCGUUGGGGCGAUUAGCGGUAUUAAGAACCCUGUCUUAGUCGCAAACCGUCUACUGAGUGAAGCGCAGAAAGGGAAACUAUCAGCUGGCAGAAUACCACCGUGCUUUUUAGUGGGGCGGGGAGCUCACGAUUGGGCUGUGGGCCAUGGGAUACCACCGUGCCCUUCAGAGAAAAUGGCCACCAAGUUUAGUUUAUCGGCGUACAAGAGGAAUAAGCGAAAGAUGGAGCUGGCUGAAAAAAUGGAAACAGGACAUAAACAGGCCAAGAAAAGACGACAAUCAAGUGAAAAUGAAAACGGUUCAGGGUGCCUGGACACCGUGGGGGCCAUUGUGGUGGAUCUGGAAGGGAACGUAGCUGCGGCGGUGUCCAGCGGAGGACUGGCCAUGAAACAUGCCGGCAGGGUCGGCCAGGCUGCUCACUAUGGAUGCGGCUGCUGGGCAGAAAACGCUUGUAAUAUGAACCCUUACUCCACAGCAGUGAGCACCUCAGGCUGCGGAGAGCAUCUGAUUCGCACCAUGCUGGCCCGGGAAUGCUCUGCUGCCGUGCAGUCUGAGGAUGCCCACCAGGCCCUGCUGGAGGCCAUGCAAAACAAGUUCAUCAGCUCACCCUUUCUGGUCGGUGAAGACCGUGUUUUGGGUGGAGUAAUUGUCUUGCGCUGCUGCAGAUGUGUGGAAGCUCAGCCAUCAAAACAUAUUCAGGGUAUACUGGUGGAGUUCCUAUGGAGUCACACCACAGAGAGCAUGUGCGUUGGCUACAUGUCGGCCCAAGACAGCAAAGCAAAGGGCAUCGGUAACACGGUGGUAUUGGAGAGGGCGGCUGAGAACACAGCUGCUCCAGCAAAACCUCACACCGCACUACGAAGCUCCCAUGUGCUCUCGUGGGCGCAAAAACCGGAGGAACUGGACGUUCCGUAUCUCUUCACGCCUCCACACUGGAUGCAAAACAAGGGCCCAGCGCUGCCCCCCCCCCCCCCACCUAUCCUCCUCCGUUUAGAGAACUCCGUAGGAGAAGCAUCUGUUUUCUCUUCAAUCGGGGUGAAGUUCAAAAAGCCAGAGAUGGGAACCUUAAUGCGAGCAGGCUCCAGUCAUAAUGCCCGUUGUCUGUGAACUCUUUUAAAAGUUGCCUCUGUGACUCGGAGGCCCAGGAGGUGACGUCAAGGACUGCAAGUGUUCGAAGCACAUUGGACGGAUGAGCUCAAGUGGGAGCAGUGCAGAUGAGGGUCAAUGCUGCUGACCGAGCUGCAGCAAGACAUACAGUACAUAACCGUUCUUGCAAUGAGGACUGUCUUCAUUGGGUUGUUGUAAAUGCUUGCUGAGGACAAAUUAGUUAAGUAUUGGUGUUCGCAUUGUACUUUUAAGUUGAUCAACCUAAAUAAUUUAUUCCGUUUCCAGCACUUUUAGGAAUACCAGUGCACUUGGUUUGUGGAGAUUGCAUGUAAGAGCAAAAGCCAUCCACAGUCUCGGCUGCAAUGUUACAGACAUUCCUCCCAUUCCUAUUUGCAUCCCACUGGGUGUUUCUAAGCCGCUAGCAGUCCAUCUUCCACCGCUUUCCCCCCGGUAAGAACAUGAAAGGGCGGCUCCACAGUAGCAGAGGGGAGUAUUUAGGACAGAGGUCAGUCUGGAUUUACAUUGUGAGUCUGCUUCUCUUUUGCAUUUUAAAGCCUGACAUUCGUAUGUAUGUUUUCGUUGAGACAAGUUUCCCGAAGCCAGGAGGACUGUGAAUCACUCCGCUGUUUGGAGCAAAGCGACUUGGACGUCAGAGCAGUUUUUCAGAGACGGCGCUAGCGGUUCCCCUGAGGUUUUUCUCGGUCUUCACUCAGCUGUUGUCUUUGGGGGCCGGUGAAGUCCAGUGUGUGUCCUAAUCCUUUUGACAGGACACUGUAAAAGAGUUAUGCGGCCCAAGCGCUGCGGAGGGAGAGCAUCUGGUUUCAUUCAGACACUCACCUGCGUUGGCGCUGGAUAAACCCAUCGGAACAUCAAGCCGUCUUUUACAGAGCCACACAAAGCUACGUGGACAGACCAGUGGCGGCACUCCUAAAACUGUUGGACUGUUGUUUUAUUGUUUGUCGUGAUUGGACGGAUGAAAGAGACUCGCAGGAUCCGUAGCAGCACCACCACGGCUCAGUUCCCUCCUCCGCCAUUACCACUAUAAAGCUUUUCCUGCUCAAAUUGGGCGUAGCGGGAUAAAUCAAAAGGCAUGUGAUUCAGGCCUCCUGGUUAUUGUCUGCUUUGUAUAUUACAUAACAAAUGUUUUUUGUUAUGGGCCUUUUUUUUACCAUACAUUGAGCAUGGAGAAUAAAUAGCAUAGGCCUACAUUUGUUUUUUUUAAUUCAAUAGAAAAGUAGCAGAAACCACUAAAACAAAAGCAGCGACAACAUCACAGAGCUAAACUGAUCCUGGCUUCUCCUAAACACUUUCAUAGCUCCACAGAAUGUUGUUUGUCUGUGACAGAUACAAUUUCUUUGCUCCUCUUUCAACUCCACUUACUUUUCAACGCUGGUUCUGUAAAUAUUGCAUUCCACCACAACAAAUGCAAACGUUCUGAUUUGACACAUUUUGUAAGAAGAGACCACCAUCAAUGCAAUCCUAAUAUCGGUUUGAAGUGAUGUUCUAUCACGGAGAUCUGUCUUGGGCCACCAUCACCCAUUAAAACGGUCCAAAAAGUUUUGUUUCAAUUCACCUUGGUACUACACCAUGUUGCUUAUCCUUCAGCGUCCUACUAAUCCAUAUAUAAGAGGAAAGCGAUCGUAAACAUUGGCCACGCUACCGUCCCCUCGGCUGGAACCUAGACGUCUGGAUUAGCGACGCAGCGAGUGAAAGGCACGCAGCGCUCAGAGCGCAGGGGUGCCGUAAUGACCCACUGGUUUGGUUUAGUAAGCCUUUUACUCUUCCUGCUCACACAGUCAAAUGGUCCAUUCUGUCAGAUUGAAAUCCAAACUACACUCCUAACACGCGCUGCAGGGUUGCGUGUCGGGGUGAUGGUUGGAGCACGUUGGUGUCAUUGUCAGACAGAUCUGAAGUCAUGCAGCUGUAAGCCAAUUGCCCCCGGUGGUAUAUUUUCAGUUGUGUAUUCAAUUUGGUUUGAAAUUAAAAGUUCAUUUUCAACCCUUUCCCUCCGACAGGCCAACAUCAAAAGCAAAAGACGGCACCGUUAGUUGAUUAUGUCUCAGCUAUGGACCUUCAGUCAAAACAGUUUCAAAAGGGCCUUUCUUUAACCUCAUCUUUCGAAGAUGAAGGGGAGAGGAGGAACCCGGAAACGGGCCACUGGAGGCAUAAUAGCCCCUGAAAGUGUUGCCAUGUGUGCAUUGCCCUGUCUGGCUGCUGUCCCAUUGUAGUGACAGUUGCCCUCGGGGAGCCAGGGGCCGCAGUCCAAGCCUCCACUGAAAGUGCUGUAGAGACUGGGGAUGAGAUGUCAGGCCCAUUCAGUGUCCUGGUCAAUAAGUGGAUGGUCUCUUCCUCCCAAGGCGGGGGUCACCUUUCGUCCCCCAGUUGAAGUAUCAACCCCUGUCUUCACAGCUGUGUUUGCCCUCUCUCUCCCUCCUCUAAGUUGCCUCCGUCUCUGCUCAAACACAAAAUACUAGCGGCCUGUUUCCAUUUGUCUCUCUGUGGAUCAUCUGCCGACUUUAGAGUUGCGUGCUCCCAAUGUUUACUGCUUUCAUCUGGAUUAGUAUUUCAAUUAUAUUUGUGUCAUUAUUAUCUCCACCUUAACUUAAAUCAGGCAUUUGGUUCUUUGGUACAUGGGCACAUGCACAACCACCCCUUGCUACAUGUUGCUAUUUUCACGACUAGUGUUCGCUCAUAAAGGUUCCAGUAGUUCCAGCAGUUUCCCUUGCCCCACGUAGCCCUGCCUCUGUAUGUAUAUCUCUCCUUGGAUGAUGGUGUCAGUGUGUGUGUGUGUGUGUGUUUGUGUCUCCCUUGGUCAC